Molecule: messenger RNA, 1260 nt
Organism: Penicillium oxalicum
Lineage: Eukaryota; Fungi; Ascomycota; Eurotiomycetes; Eurotiales; Aspergillaceae
Product: DMT family transporter
Exons: 6
Coding region: 1-1260 (419 amino acids)
Biological process (GO): regulation of peptide transport
Cellular component (GO): membrane
Source: RefSeq, a predicted model, not a curated record
AUGGCAACCACCGCAGAGGGUGCCAGCCCCCAAGUGCUCGGAAUAGGUCGGCGGACCUUGGGUAUGGCCCUGCUUUUACUGGUAGUCGUCCUUUGGACGGCCUCAAAUUUCAUGGGAAGCACCAUUUUCGCCGAUAACACCUAUCCCAAGCCUUUCUUCGUGACCUACAUCAAUACCUCGCUGUUCACACUGCCGUUCUUUAGCGCCCUUAUCUCUCGGACCUGGGCUCUAUGGCGAAGCGACCGGUUGUCGCAAGUUGAUUCGUUUCAGAGUCUGCUUCGACACUGGGAUUCUUAUAGCUCCAAGCGUGAGGAGCGGGGCAUGUUGCGAGCGGAUUCCUUCGAUGACGAGCGCGAGAAUCAAAAUUCGCACUACACGCCAUCAAAGGUGCCCGAGGAGGGGGAGAAAUUGGGACUGCGGGCCACGGCCAAACUCAGUCUGGAAUUCUGUCUCUUAUGGUUUGUUGCAAACUACUUCGCCAUGGCUUGCCUGCAGUAUACGACGGUCGGAAGUACAACGAUUCUGACUUCCACCAGCGGCGUCUGGACGCUCAUUUUUGGCGCCAUGCUUGGAGUUGAACGGUUCACGCUUCGCAAACUCGUCGGAGUGAUUGCUUCUCUGGUGGGAAUAAUUCUCAUCUCACGCGUCGAUCUGUCGACCACAGACGCAGGAGAUGCUACUUCCGUGCAAGGCGGAGGAAGCACCUUUCCUCACAAGACUCCCACCGAAAUCGCCGUCGGUGAUGCUAUGGCCGCAUUCAGCUCGGUCAUGUACGGCGUGUAUACCAUCGUCAUGAAGAAACAGGUUGGGGACGAGUCCCGCGUCGAUAUGUCCAUGUUCUUCGGCAUGGUCGGCUUUUUCAAUCUGAUCCUCUUGUGGCCAGGAUUUUUCGUCUUACACUGGACCGGAGUGGAGCCCUUUGCGCUACCCAGUACGCAGAGAGUAUGGGUGAUCAUCCUGGUGAACUCGCUAUCUUCUUUAAUCUCCGACAUUGCAUGGGCAUACGCCAUGCUACUCACCACUCCGCUCGUGGUCACCGUCGGUCUGAGCUUGACCAUUCCGCUAUCCCUCGUUGGACAAAUGUUCCUUCAAUCUCAAUACGCGUCCCCGCUAUAUUGGCUCGGGGCCACGAUUGUCUUUCUCUCUUUCUUGGUCGUCAACCAUGAAAGCCAGACACCGGAAGAGGCGGAUCACUCGGGCGAGACUGGAAGGCCAUCCUCGGGGGAGUAUGAGAGCAUACCGCGGCACGAGCCGCUUUAG